AUGUUGACGGGUCAUUUCUACGAUUCAAAUUCCACGCGAAAAUUUGAAUCAUUCUUAAAAUCGGUGAAAAAUCUCAUUAUUGUUUGUGAUCCACCAUUCGGCAUUAUGGUUGAAGCGCUCUUCAGAACAAUUCGUCAACUCAAAGACAAAUUCGUUGAUGUCCAUCAAAAAGAAUCGUAUCGCAUCAAUUUGAUUCUCGUAAUGCCGUUGUUCGUUGGAAAACAUGUGAAAGAAUGUGAUGAUAGUAUGGAGAUGGUCGAUUAUAAAAUUUGUUAUGUGAAUCAUUCCAAAUAUGCAAAACCACAAAAAUCCAUUGUACGAUUCUUCACUGGUUUACCGCUCAAACAAUUCGUGUUACCAGCGGAAUCUGGCUAUCGAUUCUGUGAAAUGUGUGAGCGAUAUGUGGCGAAUGAAAAUCGCCACUGUGGUCUAUGCGGUAUAUGCCCAUCGAAGGAUCAGUUUCUAUUGUCGAAUAAAUAUUCAGGAGGAUUUUUCAGGAUGGAACGUCAUAUCGGCAUUGUGCACGAUGUAAUCGCUGUGUGA
Messenger RNA from Anisakis simplex (herring worm), 543 nucleotides. The record is from the annotation of a GenBank genome assembly. NCBI's taxonomy places the organism in Eukaryota, Metazoa, Nematoda, Chromadorea, Rhabditida, Anisakidae.